UUUAAAAAAGUUAUUCAACCGAAAAAUAUUUACAUGUGAUAUUUUUGAGCUUAAAAACUAAGUAUUUUUAUAUUACAGAUUAAGAUGGAACAGAAGGAUAAGUUUGCUCUGCGCUGGGAUAAUUAUGAGAAAACUAUUGUUGAAGUUUUUCAGAAAAUCCGCGGAGAUCAUCACUUUUAUGAUUGUACACUAGUAUGCAACGGGAUUAAGAUAAAUGCACACAGAGUGAUCAUUUCCUCAUGCAGUCCAGUAUUCAGAGAUAUGCUCAGAAUUUCCUCUCAUCCCCACCCUGUUCUUUACCUCCGGGGUGUCCGGCAGGAGGAUUUGGAGUGGAUCCUUGACUUCAUGUACAACGGGGAGGUUCUCCUGGAGGAGUCGGAGCUAGAGGUUUUCCUGAAGAUAGCCGAGGAACUCCAGGUUCAAGGAUUGUGCCAGGUCGGUAAUGCAACCAGUUCCAGUUCUACAGUUAACCAGGACGUUCAUGACAUUCUAAGUGAUCUGGAACAGCCGGAUCAGAAAAGGAUCAAACGGGACCCAGAGCUGAGCAAGAACGAAGAGAAGUCAAAGUAUCGGAAAGCGAUUCUUAGCACUUUUGGUCCAGGAGUUUCAGUCAGUGUAAAGAAGGAACCAAAUUCUCAUCCUCGGAAAGAAUCUAACUCCACAGUUGCUAGUCUACAAGAGACCUUACUCCACUCUCCGGCAGGGUCAACCUCUAGCGAGCAUACUCAACUACUUCGUUCAUCUCCUCACUUUCCCCGCAAAGAUCGAGUUCGAACACCACCCAGUACUCCGCUACGGCCUCCGAGUACUCCGGGUGGGGUGAAAAGAUCCGCUCCAACGGAUAUAACAUCUCCAGGUAUACCUCCUCAGUCUCCAGUUUCAAACCGGCCUCAAACUCUGUUGUCUUCACUUCCUCCUGGUUUUUUGCAGAUCCAUAACAAUACUGAAUUGUCGCAGCCUCCGCAAUUUCCUCAACAACCCUCCGUAAUUCCGGAUUCUCCAUCAAACUCAGAAAUUCCAGAUUCUAGAACGAUUCCGCUUUUACGGAAUGUGGCUAGUCCGCCUGUGCUUCAUAUUCCAGAGACAUUGGUUGAACAGGCUUCUCAACCUAGGAGUUUACCCAGUUCUGUACAGAGCAGUGUUCAGGGUGCUGUACAUGGAAGUUCACAUUCCAAUGUACUGAAUUAUGUACAAAGCAGUGUAUCAAAUAAUGUUCUCAGCGGUCUGCUUAAUAGCAUACCAAGUAAUGUACAAAGUAUUGACUUAAAUAAUGCACAAAACAGGUUACAGAGUGGUGAUUACUUUAACAGAAUUAAUAAUAUUCAGUACAGUGUACAUAACAGUACAUCACGAAGUGUACAUAAUAGUGUGCAAAGUAGUUCACCUAACAGUAUGUCACACAGUUCCUCCAUUCCUUUUCAGAUCCAUGGUCCUCAUCCUGCUGCUCGACCAGCUGAACCUUAUGUAAGUUCCAACCUGCUAACUCAGAACAUUACCUCGAUCCUAGCAGGACAUGCUGCCGCCCUACAGCGCCAGGAGCUUCAAAGAUCCAACCCUGGUCGGGAAAUCAGUCAGGCAGGCAACCUACAGCAAUCUCCGGGGGCUCAUGGCUUAUCCGGAAGGAAUCCUCAGCUGGGAGGUGUACAUGGAGUACAUGCUCAGAUCGGACAACCACAUGUAGCACAAUCCGUCCCAGGCUCAUCUGGUCAGGUCGUAAUGAUGGAAGACAGUCAAGACAAGGAGUAUGAUGCACAGAUUGAAGAGUAUAUAGAGAGAGAAGAGACCCCUUACGGACCAAUCCUGAAAUGCAAAGUGUGUCCGAAGAACGUUAAAUUAAGAAACAAGCAAACUCUGAUUUCUCACGUCGAGUCGACACACCUGUUGGCAACCAUAUCUUGCUCAAACUGCGACAAGACCUUUAAAGCAAGGAAUUACCUGAAGCAGCACUUGAAGCGGGGGGUCUGCACUCAGAAUAUUGGAAAUACCUAACUCUGUAGGGAGGGUUUGCAAAAACUGAAGUCUUUCUGUGAUAGUCAAAGCAGUUAACAGUUGUUAUUUUGUAACAAAUCUUAUCAUGUCUAAAACUUUAAAAAAUGUUCUCUUCACUUUAUCCAAUUUUUUUCUGUUGUUUAAGGAAAGACUGUAUGACUUCCAUAUGAAUGUGUUCUGUUUAUAUAUUUUUUAACGUUGUAUGAAUAAAAGAAUGUAAAGAUAUCAA
Messenger RNA from Eurytemora carolleeae, 2218 nucleotides. Its product is annotated as broad-complex core protein isoforms 1/2/3/4/5. The record is from RefSeq and is a predicted model, not a curated record. The coding region runs from base 85 to 1989 and encodes 634 amino acids. Gene Ontology annotation, cellular component: nucleus. Lineage: Eukaryota; Metazoa; Arthropoda; Copepoda; Calanoida; Temoridae. Gene Ontology annotation, molecular function: protein binding. The transcript is spliced from 5 exons. Gene Ontology annotation, biological process: regulation of transcription by RNA polymerase II.